Messenger RNA from Rattus norvegicus (Norway rat), 3896 nucleotides. Lineage: Eukaryota; Metazoa; Chordata; Mammalia; Rodentia; Muridae. The record is from RefSeq and is a predicted model, not a curated record.
GGAACUAGAGCGCGCACUGGCCACCUUGAGGCUGUGCGGUUCCAUACGCAGGCUGAGAAGGCUUAGCUUGAAAGGGGCGCAUCACAAGAGCCCCGGUGAAAGUUGGCACGCUUUGCCGGUCAGAACGAAAGCAGAAGCAAGCUGGGCAGCAUCUCGAAGCGCAGUCGUUUUUCACCCUCCGUCGCCUCCCAGUCUGGGGUGGCGUUCCGCAGACCCCCGGAGCCCGGAGGGCUGGAGCGACCCGGGUGGCGCCCCGCGUGGCCGCGCACACCCGCCGAUGCAGACUCCGGCCCGCAAGCCCCGCCUCCCGGGCCCAGCUGAUCCGCGCCGCCCUGCAGGCCCCACACCUCGGCCCCGCGGAGCCCCACGCCACCCGCGCCCGCCAACCCCGCGCCGCCGACCUAGGUCCGGGCCGCGCACCUCCCGCCGCGCGCGCGCGCCGAGAAGGGAGCGGGAGGCGGGGCGGCCUACGCGGUGCGGCGGAGCGGUGAGUGGCGCGUCCCCGCUGCGGCCAUGGAGGUCUACAUCCCGUCCUUUCGCCACGAGGACAGCGAUCUGGAGCGCGGCUACACGGUGUUUAAAAUAGAAGUGCUAAUGAACGGAAGAAAACAUUUUGUUGAGAAACGGUACAGUGAAUUCCAUGCCUUGCACAAAAAGCUUAAGAAAUGUAUAAAGACUCCGGAAAUCCCUUCUAAACACGUCAGGAACUGGGUCCCCAAAGUCCUGGAACAACGGAGGCAAGGCCUGGAAACCUAUUUACAGGCCGUCAUCUUGGAAAAUGAGGAACUUCCCAAACUCUUCCUUGACUUCCUCAAUGUAAGACACUUGCCCUCUCUACCAAAAGCAGAAAGCUGUGGAUCUUUUGAUGAGACAGAAUCCGAAGAGUCAAGCAAGCUAUCCCACCAGCCGGUGCUGCUGUUCCUUGGGGACCCAUACGUCUUGCCUGCAGCCAGCGGUAAUCAAACCUGUCAUCUGCUACAGCUCUUUACUGAUCUGCCCCUGCACCACAUAAACCACGUUUGUAACACGGGUCUAACGGAGUGACAUCGGUCCAGGGCUUAAUCAUCUGCCAAUAAACCAGGGCUCUCGGUGCAAGAGACAUUUAGAAUUUUAAUUGGGGCCGGCCUUUCAGGAGGAAAUGUAAUUUUUCUUUCUCUCUUCCUGGCCUAUUUUGAAUUAGAGAAAGAAGGGAUAAAGAUAUUUAUUUUUAUUUUCUUCCCUUUUUUGUGUGAUGUUAUUUAGAUGGCUGCUUGUUUUUAAUCUAGAUGUCAGAGUUCAGGCUGGAGGCUCUAGUCCUUCCUAAAAAUGCUUCUUUCCAAAAGCCUUGUGCGUGCAUGGCCGGUGUACCUGGGUUCCUAUUUAGAUUUCAGUGUCUCUGAUGGUGAACUAUAUAUUCUUAAGUGGUAUAUUCUAAGUACAGCUAAUUGAUUUAAGUAUAGCCAUAAUCGAUAUUUUAGCCUGCGUCCCUUUUCAGUUCCAAUUCCCAAGAGUCUUCCUCAAAUGUUCUCCUUUGUACCAUUCCCAGAGGCUGUUCUUGGACGUCAUCUCGUUUGUCCGAGAGCAGCCUUAUAAAAUGGGCCCAGCAGGUAAUACCAUUGUCUAAGGGAAAAAACCCAGACUCAGGGAUGUGGUGACUUGGGCGGCUCUGGUGGACCAUUUGAGGCCUGAGCUUCCCCUUUCUUUUAGCAUAUCAGGUCUCUAGCCCCUGAGAAUCACAAAUAUCACAGCCACAUGAAAACAUAAAGGAGCCAUUGUUUCUGUCAACAAAACCUUCCUACGAGCUGGACAGGGGGCGGGCACUGUUUCAGUAGCACAGGGCUCAUCUUGAGUUCACCCGCUUACCUACCCGUAACGGAAAAGUGGUCAGGACUCAGACACAGUUCACUAACAGACUCCUCUGAGUGGUCAGAGGGCUGCCUCAGCUGUAAGGAAUACAGUGCUGUGGUGGCUUUUUGUGCAUGUCUUCUCGAUAAGGAAUAGUGGCCACUCCUAAGAAUCGCUUCCUGUGUUUAAAGCGUUUGUGCAUUAGCUGGUGUCGUACUAACAUAUGACGUAUGUUAGUUAUUGUCAUGCUUAGCAGCGAUAGCACAAGCUAGUCUACAUUAAGUAGCCAGCUGCAUACAUAAUUUUCCUAGGAAUUGUCUCUAUUCAGAUAUCUCAUGCACUUGUCCUAAGUUCCUGCAGGAAGGGAGAGAACCAGCCUAGACAAGGAUAGCCAGGGGCUCGGUGAAAGGGUGGGGUGUGGGGUGCUAUGAUUUGUGAUCCUUAAAUCUGAUUUUUUUAAGGUGCUUAUUAAGCAGCACCCACCACAUAGCACACACUUUGACAGUACUGAAGACAAGCCUCUGGGAAGCAACGUCAGGGGCAAUGGCUGUGGUCGAUGGGCUUGGUGGUCAGGAAGAAAAGGGGUUCAAGGGGCUGGAGAGAUGGCUCAGUGGUUAAGAGCACCGACUGUUCUUCCAGAAGUCCUGAGUUCAAAUCCCAGCAACCACAUGGUGGCUCACAACCAUCUGUAAUGGGAUCCGAUGCCCUCUUCUGGUGUGUCUGAAGACAGCUACAAUGUACUUGUAUACAAAAUAAAUAAAUAAAUAAAUAAAAAAGAAAAGAAAAGGGGUUCAAGGGCCAGCCUUCUUGCUGUUUUCUUAGAAUUUUGGCACUCCCUGUUUUAGAAAUCCGACUUCUCUGGCCUUAGAGAAACUUUACCUGUACCCUACUGGGUUGUUCAGAUGCUUUUCAGCGAGUGGAAGUCAUUAUUCCAGAAAACACUGCAUGUGGAGAUAAUGUGGAGCUCUGUGGACUCACAUUUACUUUCUCUCCAUUUCAGAUAUUCUGUCCAAACAUUCUGUUAGAAAAUGCUAAUACUCAGGGCUGGACAGCAGCUUUACUGGCAAAGAGCUUGCCACCCUAGUGUAAAGUCUGAGUUCUAUCCACAGAACCUACAUUUAAAAAAAGAAAAGAAAGCCAGGCAUGGUGUCAUGGUGGCGCAAGCUAGAGGCAUGUGGGAGGGUCUCUGGAGCUCACUGCCAGUGUGGCUGAAUCAGUGUACUCUCAGUCACUGAGACCCUGUCUGCAAAAACAUAGAAUGACACCGGAGUUGACCUCCACCUUCCAUAUCAUCACACAUAUGCGCGCGUGCGCGCACACACACACACACACACACACACACACACACACACACACACAUACAGAGUUUAAUAGCUGAUCAUUACCUUCUUUGCUUUUAACAAAAGUCAAGAGAAUACCCUCAGUUUUAAAGAUCUGUUCAUGUCUAUCUCACAUGUAUAAAUGUUUACCUGCAUAUAUGUAUACACACCAUCUGUGUCUCUGAAACAGGAAUUAUAAAUGGUUGUGAGUCCCCUUGUGGGCACUAGGAACCAAACCCAGGUCCUCUGUAAGAGCAGCAAGUGCUCUUAACCAGUGAGCCAGUUCUAGCCCCUGGAGAGAACUCCCUUAAUAUCUUAACAGAUUCAAACGCAUACGCCUUUUGGCUUUGUCUUAACUCUUCUGGAAAAUGCAAAACAGCUCUUUCCAAGGACCCAGGUAUGGGCUGGACGUUCUGGACAAUUUUCCCCUUUGUUUUACUAGCCCUUUCAUCAGCUUUACAUGUCUUGGCCACAUCCUCUCCCUUCCAACACUGUCUCACCACUAGCUUUCCCAUCAAAGACUGGAUGCUGCUGGGUGGGUUUUUCCUUAGAUAAUCUCCUGCUGAUGGCCUUGAACUACCUCAUCAGUGCAACCAAGAGGCACUAUUGCUAUUUCCAACAUAGGCACUUGUUCUGGUUUGCCAGAACUCUGUGGUCUACUCCAGACUAUCUCUCAUCACACGCUCCUUGGCUGCUGCUACUCUGCAAUCCAUUCUGGGCCUCAAGUGUACCAACUCUGCACACCCUACCCCC